Molecule: messenger RNA, 1362 nt
Organism: Histoplasma capsulatum G186AR
Lineage: Eukaryota; Fungi; Ascomycota; Eurotiomycetes; Onygenales; Ajellomycetaceae
Product: DUF821 domain-containing protein
Exons: 2
Coding region: 1-1362 (453 amino acids)
Source: RefSeq, a predicted model, not a curated record
AUGAUUCUCCUCGGCCUCUCAGGCCGCUAUUUCACAUUCGUCGCCAUCACCAUCCUCCUGAUCAUUGCCAUUCUCUACGGCUCUUUCUCCCACGUGUACAGUGGCCCUCUGUCAUACCUGCCAAAAUCACAGUCCCAGCUGCCGCUAUGUCGCGCCCCCAGCCCGGUCGCGGGUUCCGAUAACAAUAACAGCAACGAUGGUGCGUGUGUUGGAGUCAAACCAUGGAAAUUCGAGACGACCCGUGACGGAGAUAACUACGGCUUGAGCAGGGCGCAGUGCCAGCAGGCAUUUCCGAAGCUGUAUAUUGAGAUUGAGAAGGCGGUUGCGGCAAGGCGGGGACGGAAUAUUACCUUUGACGAACUGAAUUCGAAGCCGCUGAAGAACUCAAUGGUUAGAGCAAUGAUAUAUCAGGGCGCACUAUACGUCAUAAAUUUUGAGGACAUGAGAUAUACCUUCAGCCGAGCAAAGGCGUCUCUGAAUGCCCUAAACCGUGCCCUAAACGCCAUCCCAAACCGCUAUGAAAUACCCAACAUUGAAUUCAUCUUCACAACGGAAGACUACCACGACGACCCGCAUCCCAUAUGGGUGUAUUCCAAGCGCGAAACCAACGGCUGGGCCUGGCUCAUGCCCGAUUUCGGCUACUGGUCCUGGCCCGAGAUCAAGGCCGGCCAAUACCGCAGCAUCCGUCAGCGCAUCGCCGCAAUCGACGAAGGCGCCAUCAUAAAUGGCAAACCCCGCACGGCCUUGCGAUUCCAACGCAAGAAAAAACAGCUCCUAUGGCGCGGCGCCAUCGCCACGGCACCGGUACUGCGCCAGAAACUCCUCGACGUGACGAAGGGGAAAUCCUGGGCCUCCGUGCGCGCUCUCAACUGGGCCGACGAGACCAGUAUGCGGGACGACUACAUCCCGAUCGAGGACCACUGCAAAUACAUGUUCCUUGCCCACGUCGAGGGACGCAGCUAUUCCGGGCGCGGCAAGUAUCUCCAGAACUGCCGGUCCGUGAUAGUUGCGCACCAGCUGGUGUGGCGCGAGGCGCACCACGGCGCGCUGGUCGCCACAGGACCCGAAGCCAACUAUGUCAAGGUCCGUCGCGACUUUUCCGACCUCGAGGCCAAAAUGAACUACCUGCUCGACAACCCGGAGGUGGCGGAGAAGAUUGCGGAGAACGGCGUGCGUACGUUCCGCGACCGGUACCUGACGCCCGCGGCGGAGGCGUGUUACUGGCGCGAGCUGAUCCAUGCUUAUGCAUCCAUUUGCGACUUUGAGCCUGUGCUAUAUGCGGAUGCAAGUGGCGAGCCGAGUUCGGUGCGCGGUGUGCCGUUUGAGUCGUUCGUGUUGGAUUGGAAGUUGCCUGGGAAGUGA